AUGGCUGCAUGCAGCAGAACCAGGGCUGGCUCAGAAAACCCUCCUGGGGUUCUGCAAACCACCGUGGGCCGUGAGGGGAGCGGGGUGACAGGGCCUGGGGGAUGCUCACCUGGGGCCCGGCCUCUGCCAACCCAACAGUCAGCCAGGCUCACCCACUGGCUGGCCACCGAUGGGCAGUGCCCGCCUGUUCCUGCCCUCCUCUGCCUCUCCUGCCCUUCUCUUCCUGUUCCUGCCUGCUCCUGCCUGUUCCUGCCUGCUUCUACUCUCCUCUCCCUGUUCCUGCCUGCUCCUGCCCUCCUCUCCCUGUUCCUGCCUGCUUCUACUCUCCUCUCCCUGUUCCUGUCUGCUCCUGCCCUCCUCUCCCUGUUCCUGCCUGCUCCUGCCCUCCUCUCCCUGUUCCCGCCUGUUCCUGCCCUCCUCUCCCUGUUCCUGCCUGCUUCUACUCUCCUCUCCCUGUUCCUGUCUGCUCCUGCCCUCCUCUCCCUGUUCCUGCCUGCUCCUGCCCUCCUCUCCCUGUUCCUGCCUGCUCCUGCCCUCCUCUCCCUGUUCCUGCCUGCUUCUACUCUCCUCUCCCUGUUCCUGUCUGCUCCUGCCCUCCUCUCCCUGUUCCUGCCUGUUCCUGCCCUCCUCUCCCUGUUCCUGCCUGUUCCUGCCCUCCUCUCCCUGUUCCUGCCUGCUUCUACUCUCCUCUCCCUGUUCCUGCCUGCUCCUGCCCUCUUCUCUCUGUUCCUGCCCUCCUCUCCCUGUUCCUCCCUGCUCCCGCCCUCCUCUCCCUGCUCCUGCCCGUUCCUGCCUGUUCCUGCCCUCCUCUUCCUGUUCCUGCCCUCCUCUGCCUGCUCCUGCCUGUUCCUGACUGCUCCUGCCCUCCUCUCCCUGUUCCUCCCUGUUCCUGCCCUCCUCUUCCUUCUCCUGCCCUCCUCUCCCUGUUCCUGCCUGCUCCUACUCUCCUCUCCCUGUUCCUGCCUGCUCCUGCCCUCCUCUCCCUGCUCCUGCCCUCCUCUGCCUGCUCCUGCCUGUUCCUGACUGCUCCUACCCUCCUCUCCCUGUUCCUCCCUCCUCCCGCCCUCCUCUCCCUGCUCCUGCCCGUUCCUGCCUGUUCCUGCCCUCCUCUUCCUUCUCCCGCCCUCCUCUCCCUGCU
Melospiza melodia melodia is the source of this 1138-nucleotide messenger RNA. RefSeq names its product protein PRRC2C. The record is from RefSeq and is a predicted model, not a curated record. The transcript is spliced from 2 exons. NCBI's taxonomy places the organism in Eukaryota, Metazoa, Chordata, Aves, Passeriformes, Passerellidae. The coding region runs from base 1 to 1023 and encodes 340 amino acids.